Cydia amplana is the source of this 593-nucleotide messenger RNA. RefSeq lists its product as uncharacterized. The coding region runs from base 77 to 583 and encodes 168 amino acids. The transcript has a single exon. NCBI's taxonomy places the organism in Eukaryota, Metazoa, Arthropoda, Insecta, Lepidoptera, Tortricidae. The record is from RefSeq and is a predicted model, not a curated record.
AAAUAUAAAUAAAGCACAUACUUGGUCGUAAUAAAAUACUUGGUCUUAAGCUUAUCAUACUAACAACAGCGGGAAGAUGAAGAAUCACAAAAUAAAUCCAGCAAAAUAUAAAAGAGUGAUAGCUAUUCUGAUAUUAACAUGUUUCCAAUGCUACGCAGCAGUCAUCAAAAUAGAAGGGUUAAAAUUCAUGAUGAAUGGUGUACCGGUGACAUUACAGUUUGCUAAUGAAACCAAAGAUAAUUGGAAAAGCGCUGAUGAUGACGAAAUUGUUGCCAAUGUAACUGUGGAUGCUGUAGAAAUUAAUGAUUCUAAAGUAAUUACUCUAAGUCAUCUAAGUAAAGAAGAUAUUCCUGAGGAUAAAGACAAAGACAUUAACAGUAAUCCUAAUCAUCGCACAUCAGAUGACAAUAUAGCAGCAGAUAAUUUACUAAGAAGAGGAUUUGAAGUUCCUUCAGUUUACGUGCCAAUUAGUGAAGAUAUGGCGAAUCCUGAGUUCAUACCUCACGGUCCAGAGAGGAAACAGUUUAGGGAUGGGCUAUCUCUUAUUGAUAGUAAAGGAGGUGAAUUAAGUGUGCAAUUGUAGCCUUAGCCGG